Messenger RNA from Pyricularia pennisetigena, 1686 nucleotides. RefSeq lists its product as uncharacterized. Lineage: Eukaryota; Fungi; Ascomycota; Sordariomycetes; Magnaporthales; Pyriculariaceae. The record is from RefSeq and is a predicted model, not a curated record. The coding region runs from base 1 to 1686 and encodes 561 amino acids. Gene Ontology annotation, molecular function: heme binding; monooxygenase activity; oxidoreductase activity, acting on paired donors, with incorporation or reduction of molecular oxygen. The transcript has 5 exons.
AUGGCUCUCUUGCCCGUAGUCCUCGGCUUGGCCGUAAUGGCCGUCACCAUCCUUCAGAUGCGCAGCAUCUUGAAGGCCUACCGUUCCCCACUUAGUCACAUUCCGGGCCCGUGGUACGCUCCCCUGACGACCAUGCACCUCCGUUGGGGCUUUAGCACGGGCGAGAUCUGGAAGCUCGUCGAGAGAAGCCACAGGAAGUACGGCUCCAUCGUCCGCCUGGGGCCUCGACAGGUCUGGGUCGCCGACAAGGACGCGCUCAAGGAGAUUCUGGUCAAGGUCGACCUGCCCAAGGUGGCUAUGUAUUCUGAGAUUUCGAGGGACAAGCACAGCCCUGGUCUUUUUGGAGAGAUUCGCCAUGAGCCGCACAAGCGUCUCAAGAGAUUCCUGUCGCCUGCCUUUACCGUGGCAUACAUUGACAACCUCGAAAAGUACUUCCAAAAGACGAUGCGUCAGCUGCUCAACAAGUACGAGAACCAGAUUGCCGCCGAUGCCGACUCGGCCAAGUUCAACGGCAUCGAGGUCGAUUUGAUGGACGACCUCCACAACGUGGCGCUGGACAUCAUGGGAGAAUGUUCUUUCGGCAGGGGUUUCGGUCAGACGAACCCCAAGACCACGGUGGUCGAGGAGGGCGUGGACGAAAAAGUGUGGAAGUCGAUCCCGCGCUCCAUCUUCGACGGGCUCUCGAAGCGCUACCAGAUGGUCUACGUCAAAAAGUUCCUGCGCAUGUUCGGCCUCGACAUCAACUUUGACUGGCCGGCCGAGAUGAUCACGGCCAUCGAUGCCGUGGUGCAGCGCCGGCGCACCAACGCGCUCACGGCCGGCGAAAAGGCCACCGAGGAGGCGUACCGCGACGAGCCCGCCGCCGGCGACAGACGCGGCGACCACCACCAGCCCAGCCGCCGGCGCGACCUGCUGCAGCACCUGAUCGAGGAGGGCAGGAAGCCCGACAGCGGCACGGCCAUGAGCACGCGCGACAUCGUGGACCAGAUGGCCGAGAUCUUGCUGGCCGGCUCCGAAACCACGUCGGGCACCCUCGCCUGCCUGUUCCUGGAGCUGGCGCGCAACCCGGACGUGCGCGCCAAGCUGCUGGCGUCGCUGCCCGCCCGCACCAUCGCCGACGAGGUCGUCGCCAGCAAGGCCAUCCGCAACGACGACGCCCAGUACUGGUACCUCGAGGCCUGCAUCAAGGAGAACUUGCGCCUGCACCCCAUCGCCUCCGAGAUGGGCCGCCGCACCGGCAAGGACUGGGUCACCAUCAUGGGCUACCACUUGCCGCCCCACACCGUCGUCUCGGCCAGCUACAGGGACCUGCACCGCAACGAAAAGUACUGGCCCGAGCCGCUCCGCUUUUGGCCCGAGAGGUGGCUUCCCGAGGGGCAGAGGGACGGUGCCCCGGCUGCAGACAUGAAUGCAUACUACCCAUUCUCAGCCGGCAAACACUCGUGCAUCGGUAUCAAUUUCGCAUGGGCCGAGAUGCGCAUGGUCGCCGCCAACAUAUUCUCGCGAUUCGACAUGGAGGAGGUCCCCGGCCAGGUCAUCGACUUCAGACAAUACAUCACCAUGCAGUUCCACACCGGCAACUGGCGCGUCGUGCUCCGCCCGCGCUCCAAACCUGGAGCCCGCGCCGAUUCCAAGCCUGCUGCCGAGGGCAAGGGCGAAAAGCAGGAGCGUUUGAUCGAAGCUUGA